GUUGCAUCAUCGAAAAUAUCAGCCAAUUUUUAUUUCGCUCCCUCUUUCGUUUACUUCACUUCACUCUCACUUCUACACCGUAUACUCCCACCACUACUCCCACACUGUGACUACCUCCUCCUCCUCCCACUCACCUCCUGCCUUCUCAUUCAGCAAUAAGCCAAAAUGUCGGCUGUCUGCUUCGUUGUGUUAUGUUGUGCAGUAGGCAAGUCUCCGUGAUCGGAGCCAUUACACCACCCUCUGCAAACACUCACACACAAAGGAGAGGCCAGGGCAACUAACUAAGGAACGUACUAUCUAUAUACUAUUAACAGUGAUAGAGUUACAACAAUCUGAUAAUACAAAACCUCUUUACCCAUGUCUUAAUCAUAUUCAUUAUCAUUAAUAAUAAUCACACUCCCCGAGACAACAGGAAUGCGAUGAAGAAUACCAUGACAAGUUCAGCAGAUCGAAUGCGUCUUAAGGAUAAGAUUAUUACCAACGUUGCUCGGGCUAUAAAAGGGAUCCAUGAAUACCAGUUAUGCAGUGGUGAAUCUGAGAUAGUGUUGACUAACAACACAUGGCAUUGUCAUCGGUUAUGUGAACAUCUUGAUCAUGCAUUUCUCCAUGGGUUACGCCAUAUUACUCAUGGCUAUUGGAAGCUGGUCACUGAAUUUACACGGAAGGAAGCUGUGAAAGAGAUAAAACAUCUACAGAGAAUAACCACAGAUUUAGGCCGAGGUCGUGCCUGGCUAUUCCUUGCAUUAAAUGAGAAUUUAUUGGAAAGUUACAUGAGAUGUUUCUUAGAAAAUACUAGUGUUGUCAAGAAAUACUAUGUACGGGAAGCUUUGGUACUUGAUCAACAGAGAAUGAAUGUUCUGGUUACUUUAACAUCUGGUCUGGAUUUUGCAUCAUUUCAACUGGAAUAUGACCUUCCAUAUUUGGAUUUGAAUGCAUCACCUCCUAAAAGUAGAUCACAGUCUGACGCAGCUUCAGCAGAAGAUGAAGACAAAGUCUCACUUUGCAGUAUGGAAAGCUUUGCCUCCAGGAACAGCCUCUCUGCUAUUUCCAGUUCAAUGAUUGAGUCAACUGUCACUGCCACUGACAGUGAUUGUGGCAGUGUCAACAGUGACAAUGGUAGUCUGAAUAACAGCUUUCACCUACCAAAACUUUAUCAUGUUGGCUCACUAGAUUCAGGUUAUUAUUGUGGAGUUGACAGCAGUACGUCUCAUCGGCAGAGUAGAGGGAGUCUGACCAUGUCUGACAGUAUGUCUCUUUCGAGUAUUAGCUCAAACACAGAGGACUGCCGAUUCCGACGCAUUGAGAAUGUGUUGCCAAAUAGCCAUGUGGAUGGGGAGAACAACCUUGAGGUGAUCCAUGUGAAGUCAAAGGUGUUGAAGCGGAAGAAACGGGAACAGCCACGCAUAAAGAAAGAUGCCAUCAGUAAAAAUCACUUACCAAACACUGAUAAUGCCACUUUGGUGAAAACAAAUGCAACAACAACCAGAACGAGAGCAGCAACACUAACAGCAGCAACAUCACUAAAAACAACAACAAGAAACAUAAGUGUAAUUACAACAAAACCAACUCCAGUAUCUAAAAGUAAUCCUAUGCUCAGUGUGCCUGAGAAAGACACCCUUUCAAACUCUUACUCAAAAGCAGUAAAAAAUAAUAAAGUUCUUCAAAAGAAAGCUGUUGUCAACAAUCAAAAGAAGUCAGACAAACAAAAUGAUGUGAUUUUGGACAAUAAGACAUCAUGUGAGGAAGAGAAGGGUGAUCAGUUAAUUAGUUCAGUCAUCUUAAAUGGCAAACCUGUUGAUAUUGUAGAUAAAAAAGAGGAAAUAUUAACUGACUCAUCUCCAUCAGAAACUGUAAUCAGUGAUCAGUUACCUAAAGAGGGUGAUGAAGAUACUAAAGAGAACAAAGAUAGUUCUGAAGCAGAAGAGGUAGAGGAGAGUGAAGGUUCAACUGAGGGCUGUGUUGAUGUGGCUGAAGUGACCUCCUUAGGUGGUUACAAUGCUGACUGCUCUUCUUCAUGUGAAGAUAAGACAAGGGCUUCAUCAUGUGACCUGAUUGUCACAAACAGUGCACAGAAACCCUCUGUUGAUGAUGAAGAGGAGGACAUUUAUUGUAAGACUGAUACUGCCGAUAGACACUCUAGCUCAGUGCCAUGUCGUAAACAGGUGUUCAGUGAUAUAUUCCCGGUUGAUGAAGAUGUCCAUCUUCGUAAGAUGUAUCCCAGACAUGAUGCUGAUAGUUUGCAGGAAAAUGCUCUACAGCCUGAUCCUGGACAAGUUAUGAUAGAUAAUCACAUUCUACUUUACCUGAUGCUGGAAAUAUUUGAAGAAAACGAAAAAUUCCUUAAGAUGUUUGUCACUCGUGAAGGCCAGAAUGAAGGGCAGACAACUCAUGUUUUUGUUGUAAUAACAGCCCAAAGUAUAUAUUUACUCAAACAAAACAUUGGUGACCAGAAGUUUAUAAAAGAAUCUAGUAUUCCCUUCCAUGAAUUGGAUUAUAUUUCUCUGAGUGUUAAUAGUCAAGUAAUUAAUAUUGUAUGUGCCAACCGAAGACGUAAAUUCUGGCUGACCACAGGAGAUGAAGAAGUAUCCAGGUCAAUAAUUAACUGUUUAUCUCAUGCUAUGGAAACCAGUUUCUUUAACAUCCCAAAACUGAGUGUUCUCACAGAUGCCACUUCUCAGCAGAUAGCAAUGAAGAAAUACAUUUCCCAAGAGACAAAGUCUUCUAUGUAUGAUGUUGAACUUCACAGUUACCAGCUGAUACACUGGGAAGAUGCUCAGUUGACCUGCAACCAGGGGGAGUGGACCUACAAGGAAGGAUACCUCCUCCAUCGUUACCAUGACUACUUUAGGGGGUUCAUGUGGAAACCAGGUUAUUUCGUACUCAAGGAUGGAGCACUUUGUAUGUAUAACAACAAGACAGAUAGUAAACCUUCAGCUUUCAUCAACAUGGGCAUUGAGGACUGUACUGGAUGCCGACGAGCUACUGAUAGCGACAGAGAGAACACCAUAGAAAUUAUGUUGACCAAUGGUGACUACUGGUACAUUGCUGCUGCUACACCACUGGAGGCUAAUGAGUGGCAACAGAGCUUCUGUCAGGCUGCCUCUGAAGUCAUGCAGAAUCGUGGAGUGAUAUCAAACAGCUGUAUUGGUUGCUGUGUUUUACUAAGUCAAAACAAGUUACUUAUGUGUCAUGAGGAUCUACAGACUAAUUUCUUCCGUACACUGGGCAGUGCCAAUUUGGAAGAUGUCACAGCUAUUCUCCAAGACAACCAGAUCUCUUCCUAUUGUAUUCUGGAGUUUGAGUCCCAGGAAGAUGGUGUCAGUUCAGAACAGUGGAUAUUAUAUUUCAAUUCAGACAAAGAAAAGACCAAAUUUAUUAACAAACUCAUGUACUGUUGGAAGAAACUGUUUCAGAUUGAACUUCCUAUCAACAAGUUGGACUCUCUUCAGCUGAAAAUGAAAUGUAAACGACGUGUGGAACAACUAACUGAACACUUCUCCCUAUUAUCAUCUUAGUCAACAGUCACUGAUGCUCAAAUUGGGAAAGGGAGUGCUCAAUAGUUGCUCAUACUGAUCCUCAGAGAGGAUGGAAAUGCUCAGUGGUCUCUCAGUGAAAGUGGGUCAGCAAAGGUGGGUGGUAUUCAAUGGUUACUCAGACUGCUCUUCAAAAGAGGGGUGGUGAGGAGCAGGGGUCAUCACUACCUUCUGCCUUCUUCUGAUUCAGUUCUUUUGUCCAACCAAUGCUGCUGUUAUUUUGUCUCACUUUGAACUCUCUACUCUUCUCUCUCUCACCUCACAUGACCUCACUUGACCUGACCUCAUUUUAGUUAGUGUUUAUGUCAUUUAUUAUUAUUAUUAUUUCUUUUGUUACUCCUGCUGGUCCUGUCCAGUCCAGUCCAGUCUAGCUUGGUCUGGUAUGUUUUCUCCAGUCAACUCAGCUUGUUUAAACUAAUGGACACUGAAAGCAAGCUAUCUAGCAGUAAAAACAAACUGGCUUGUAAAACUACUACCACUACUACUACUAUUACUACUACUGAUGCUACUGCUGCUUCUUGUCCUUGUCUUCCUCCACUGCCUCCUCCUUCUGCUGCUGCUUGUGUGUCUCAUAUAUCAGGCAUGCUCAUUGAAAGCCCAAAAGUGUGGCAGAUAACUCAGCUAAAAUGACCUUGUGUGCUAGAUUUGUUAUAGUUAGCUCCAGUUCAGUAUAGACCAAGCAAAACAGACCUAUGAUCAAAAUCUUUCCAGUUGUGGCCAUCCUGUGUUUUUGUAUGUUGUGUGUUUUUAUUUAAGAUGUUAUGGUGUAAUUUGAUGAAAAUUUCACUAUAUCUUGUUGGUUUAACAACCAUAUAGAUAUUCCCUUGUUGGCUGAAGAACAUUAGGAGGAUGUAAGAAUGUUUGGAGAAAGUCGUCCGUAGACCAUCUCACCAAUGUUUUGUGAAUGUUUGGAAAAUAGUUUAAUUUCUGUUUUUGUAAGAGCAAACUGAAAUCAUUUGAGAAGAGAUGUCAAAAAGGAAAAAAAUUAACACAAUUAAAUAACAAUAAGGAACGUGUAUGUGGUCAGUCGACCUUCUAGAAAUAGCAGCAAAUUUUCCACAAAUAACACCUUACAAUCUUAAAUAAAGAAAAGACCACUUAGAUAAUUUACUUCUACACACUCCUAAAAAGACUCACUGGAUGGACAUGGCCAGAAGACCUUUCAUCAUAGGUUUGCUUUACCUGGGUUAGCUUUUACCAAAAGUUGUUUCUGAACAAAGCAAAAAAAAAAAAAAAACGUUUUUCUAAAGACCUAGAACAAAAUUCUUGUUAUUCUUUUGUAUUUUUUGUUAUAUAGUUUAAAUUUCACUGAUCUUGUGUGUAUAUGUGCAUGGGGAACCCUGUAAAGGAUUUGAUCUAAUUUAAUAAUAAUGUUUUCUUGUUAGACUUGUCCCUGUUUCAUUGUUGGAUCAAACAGUCUCUGUUUCUUUCCUUGAGAAUGUAUGUGUAUCUGUGUGUGACUGUGUACAUAUGUGUGCAUGUAUUUGUUCUGGUUAUGACUGUGAGUGUUUUGUUAUUUACUAACUGAACCAAGCAAUUCACUUUCACACAGAUUAAAAUAUAUUCAGGCUUGUAGAAUAUUGUACUUAUAACCUUCUUAAAUGUUUUUGGCAAGUCAUGUGAUCAUUAAUACUGCACCUCUUCCCCAAAUUUACUGGUUCCCUCUCAGGCUGUUAUGUAACACAUCUCUCUCUCUCUCUCUCUCUCUCUCACACACACACACACUUGUACAUACAUACCUACAUAAAUAUGUGUGCUCACUUGGGUUCCUUCAGUAUCUAAGCACGAAAAAGGGAGACAUUUUUAUAACCAUAUUCAUUUCAAGCAUAGCGAAAAUUUCUGUAUUUCUGAUCUAAUAUAUUGAUGUUGCAUACAUACAUACAUCCAUAGGAGGAGCACUCUGUCAAUUACGACGAUGAAGGUCUCAGCUGAUAUGAUCAACGGAACAGCUUGCUUGUGAAAUUGACAUGCAAGUGGCUGAGCACUCCACAGACACAUGUACCCUUAACGUAGUUCUCAGGGAGAUUCAGCGUGACACAGAGUGUGACAAGGCUGGCCCUUUGAAAUACAGGUACUACUCAUUUUUGCCAGCUGAGUGGGCUGGAGCAAUGUGAAAUAAAAUGUCUUGCUCAAGGACUCAGCAACAUGCCACCAGGAAUUAAACUCACAACCUUACGAUUGUAAGCCGAAUGCCCUAACCACUAAGCCACCGCCUUCACAUACAUACAUACAUAUAUAUGUAGUGUGUGUGUGUGUAUAUCUAUAUCUAUAUCUAUAUCUAUAUAUAUAUAUAGUUCAAAAAUAGGGAAAAGACAAAAAACAACAAUGUGAGGACGUGAUACAGAUAGUGUUACUAGAUGCUCGGGAAAGGAAAGAGGUCGUUGCUGGUGGUGGUGUCGGUAGCUGUGGAGACUGCUGUAGUAGCAUAUAUAUAUAUAUAUA
Molecule: messenger RNA, 5975 nt
Organism: Octopus bimaculoides (California two-spot octopus)
Lineage: Eukaryota; Metazoa; Mollusca; Cephalopoda; Octopoda; Octopodidae
Product: pleckstrin homology domain-containing family M member 2
Biological process (GO): regulation of protein localization; lysosome localization; Golgi organization
Cellular component (GO): endosome membrane
Molecular function (GO): kinesin binding
Source: RefSeq, a predicted model, not a curated record